GUAAUUUUGAAAUAAGCAUAUUUGUGUGUAAGAUGUAAUAUAGAUAAAAACAUUUGUAGUUUUAUCAUAUUAAACCAUGUGUAUUCAGCAAUUUAACAUGGAUGGGCAGAAGGUCAAAUCUGUAGAGCAAUAAUGGGAUUUUUCUAAUCAGCUCUCGCUGAAACAUUUAACACCAUACAAAAAGAAAUACUGAAAUUCUGUAGCACAUUUGCUCUCCAUCUGUCUGCUUAGAAAUUCUUAUAUCCUGAUAUGAGACUUUUCAACAUAUUGUAAUUACAACCCUUUCCCAGAAGCUGUGAACUGUCAGGUAAGCUCCAUGACACACCUCUGCUGGCACAGGUAAAAUGGUGCUAAUCAGUCUGUAUCCUAUCAGUAACAGGUGGAUAUCUCUGGCCUUACAAAGGGCUGGUUCAGGCAGUCAGGAUAGGCCCCAUGACCCCCUUGGUAAAACAACGGGUUCAUUCUUUGCUCCACUGCUGACCUCAUUGUCUCUUUGUGGAGUGAAAAUCCAGAGUUGCAUUCUGUUUAGUGGUCAGACAGCUGCUGGUGUGCAGCAUCUCUGCUGUAAUGGAGGUGAGUGGAUGAGAAAGCAGUCCGCAGCUCCCACCAGGAAACACCUGGAUCCAAACAACCAAAACAUGAGUCUUAGGAGAGAUGCUGUGGCAGUGAUUGAGAAUCCUGUGGUCAGACAGUCUUUCCAUCCAGAGCAUCUGCAGGUGGACAGGAUUGAGACGGGACAGAAUAAUCCUACCUGGAUCAGAGAGCUACAGUUUCUCCAUCCAGUGUCUGGCAAAGUGUCGGCCCAUAAACUGGUGAGAGUGUUUGCAGCUCUGUGUGUACUCUGUCUGCUGGGAGGUGUUGUCAUUGGAGUUUGGUUCAUAGUGAAAAUUCUCUUAAGGCCAAACUCAGCUCAGAGCCCUGUGAGUUUAGGAGACACCAAAGACACAUCCUUCUGCAAUGUAACCGAGGACACCUCUGUGACGGAUGCCAGGAAAGUGUUUUACAGGAUCAGUGCUGAGAACUCUCUUCUGGAAAUCCAGCUGGAGAAGCAACAGACGUGGCUGCCUGUAUGUUAUGAGAGGUGGAACUCCUCUCUGGGAACGCUUGUAUGUCGACAGCUGGGCUAUCUGAGACUGUCAAAGCACAAAGGGGUGAAUCUGACUGAUAUUGGGCCGAACUACACAGACGGAUUUGUCCAAAUCACCUCAGAACACCAAAGCAAUUUUGAGAGUUUAUGGCAGUUCAGGGGCAGCUGUAGUACAGGAAAGGUGAUAGCACUGAAAUGUUUUGAGUGUGGUACCAGAGCAAAGUUACCUAGGAUUGUUGGAGGAGUGGAAGCCACUCUUGGCAGAUGGCCCUGGCAAGUGAGUCUCUACUACAGUAACCGCCACAUCUGUGGAGGAUCCGUCAUCACCAACCAAUGGAUAGUUACAGCUGCUCACUGUGUCCACAACUACAGGCUACCUCAAGUGUCCAGUUGGGUGGUUUAUGCUGGUAUUGUUACCAGCAAUUCGGCUAAACUGGCUCAAUACCAAGGCUUAGCUGUGGAGAGGAUCAUCUACAACAAGAAUUACAACCACAGGACUCAUGACAAUGAUAUCGCUUUGGUGAAAUUAAGAACUCUUUUGAAUUUCUCAGACACCAUCAGACCUGUGUGUCUACCUAAGUAUGAUUAUGAUCUACCAGGAGGAACCCAGUGCUGGAUCUCUGGUUGGGGAUAUACACAGCCAGAUGAUGUUCAUAUACCAGAGGUUCUCAAAGAGGCACCUGUACCUUUAAUAAGCACAAAGAAAUGCAAUAGCUCUUGCAUGUACAAUGGAGAGAUCACCCCUCGAAUGCUCUGUGCUGGAUAUACAGAAGGAAAAGUAGAUGCAUGUCAGGGGGACAGUGGAGGUCCUCUGGUUUGCCAGGAUGAGAAUGUCUGGAGGCUGGUUGGUGUUGUUAGCUGGGGAACAGGCUGUGCUGAGCCAAACCAUCCAGGAGUUUAUACCAAAGUGGCUGAGUUUUUAGGGUGGAUAUAUGAGAUUAUAGAGAGCUACUAAAGACACGUUUGAUCGUAGAAGAGAAGAGAAGAAUAUCCUGACCAUUUUUUUAAAUUGUGGCCUUUUAUUUUAUUUAUUAUAUUUUAUUAUGUAAUGCCUAAACAUUUACAAAUAAAUGUAAUGAUUACAUUUAGAUGUUUGUACAUGUUUGCUCUAUGGUGUGUUACUUUGUGGGUUUUAAAAUAAAUG
Molecule: messenger RNA, 2231 nt
Organism: Cyprinus carpio (common carp)
Lineage: Eukaryota; Metazoa; Chordata; Actinopteri; Cypriniformes; Cyprinidae
Product: transmembrane protease serine 5-like
Exons: 13
Coding region: 345-2042 (565 amino acids)
Biological process (GO): proteolysis
Cellular component (GO): membrane
Molecular function (GO): serine-type endopeptidase activity
Source: RefSeq, a predicted model, not a curated record